This is a messenger RNA of Porites lobata, 6095 nucleotides long. The record is from the annotation of a GenBank genome assembly. Lineage: Eukaryota; Metazoa; Cnidaria; Anthozoa; Scleractinia; Poritidae.
CCCUUGCAUGUUUUGCUUUCGUGGAGUUUAUUGAUUCGUUGUUCGAUGGAGAAGUUUGCAGGCUCUGUGUGCUAAGGUGAAGAGCUUCAUGUCUUGACACGUCUCGUUAACAACAUCGCGAAAUGCCGUAAAGGACGAAGGGGGCAAAGAAUCGCCAUCUUGUACUUAACCUGAGCUGAGUCAGAGUGGAGUGUUCUUCAUUGUAGACGUGUAUACUAGUUGCUGCAGAACUGAGAUGCCUCGUGCGCUGCAGUUUAUUCUCUUGGUUCUUGCUGUGCCUUUGCAGUAUUUAAUAUGCCAAUGGACUGCUCCAUCUGCAGGCGAAAGGGCUCAGCUAAUAAAACAGUAAGUUCAGGAGUAAGAGUAACGGUACACGAUACUUAUUAUUAAAGUACGAGUUCAUAAAUCCCUAAUGAGCUUUAUUUUCCUCAUGGAUUGCACAGAAAGUUUUUCAUUAUUUUAAUGUGCAUGAUGCAAUUGUGCCUAUUUCAAUUAAUUUGGUUCCACUGUGCUGCUGAAAUUUAUUAGUUACGGCACAGUCAAUCCAAGUACCCAUCAACCCCCACCCACCACCCCCUCCAGGUAUUUGUUGUUGCUUUGUUGGGCAUUUCACUUUGUCAUCAAAUGUCUGCCUGUAGAAGGCUUGACAAUUUCAUAUUUUCUACCACUAAUAACAGGAAAAUCAUGGCACAUAAAAAGUAUGUAAGCAUAGGCUGGUUUCAAGAUUUAAGGAAAGGUACCCGGGGGGUGUACUCCUUACAGCUGUAUAUGGCCCAUAUGUGGAUGUGCCGCUGGACGGGGUAUGGUUUUUCUCCUUUCUGUCCUAAACAGCACAUAUAUUUUGUGUGAGUCUGUCAUAAUUUUAGACAGGGUAUUGCCUACAUGAUUUAUUUGAUUCUCUAGAUGAAAUUUGUUUGUACUCCCAAGUAAACAAAAGCAAUGAUAUUUUUAAUAGUGCACUUCGGAAAAGAGUGAAAACCUGGGAUCCAAACUAGGCACACACACAUUUAUGGGAUUAUUUGGGGGGGACAUGAAUGUAAACAAACUUGGUGGAAAGUGAAGUGGAAUGUACCAGUGAGGUUAAAACAGUUCAAAACAGAAAAACGGAAGGUGGAAUUGAAAGAAAAGGAACUUGAAAAAGUGAGGCUAAAGGAAGAUGUUCCUGGGGCAAUUUUACUUCGAGAAAAACCAGAAGAAUGCAAAUCCAUGUGCUAUCGGAGUUCAACUUCAAAUUAGCAUUCUGAAGCAAACGUACAUAUUCUCACAUGAUACAUCUUGCCUUUGGUAUUCUAUAAAAUUCCAAACCAGGGGUGUUCCUCAAGCUAUUUGUGCAUAGAGGCACACAACAACUUGCAUGUCUCGUCGUAUUAAAUUCAAGAUGGCUGCUUGACUUGUUCCCCCAAAUGAUCCCAUAAUAUUAUUGCGCGUGCCCUUAGUUUGGGUCCCAGGCUAUCACUCUUUUCCGAAGUGAGCUAUUAUCUAUAACAUCAAUUUGCUCUAUUGCAAUUGCCAAUAAAUGGGUUUAAAACAAGACAGCCUGAACUUUGUCCUCUGUUCUAAACAGUGUGAUAAAAUUGAGGUGGUUGUACUAUAAAACAUGGUAUGUGUUUUAGGAUUUUUUUUGUCCUAAACAGGGUCAGGGUUUCAAACCCUCAGGGGCUCACCUAUACCAAAAUAUUGGUCAAGUACCCCCCUGAGAAUUUACCUUUGGCUUUGUCCCCUUGUUGUGCUAUUUUUUGCACAUUUUUUGAGCCCCACUGUGGGGUUUUAUAUGAAUUUGCUCGGUCAUGGGGUUUUCAGCUUUCCCCUAAAAGAGGGCAGUUGCCCAAUAAUUUGGGCAAAAGCAUUGCCCAAGAAUGCAAGAAGUCUACUUCCUGUUGAUGUGCAUCAAUCCAAAAUGACUAGGCCCAAGUGCGCUUAUAUAUUGCACACUAUUUCUUUUACCUUAAAUUCAUUAUUUAUUCAACAGGUUUUCAAAGUCUCUCACACUUUUUGGUGGAGGCAUUCUUGAAUGGCAAAAAUGGCCUGAAGUGAUAGCUAAUUGGACACGUUCUGUGCUGUUGUUUUUGGAUGACGAAGAUGGAGAAUGUCCAGCAGAAGAAGUGAUUAAAUUUGUAGAGAAAAAUGGCCACUUUGGUAUGUCAACAGUGCCACGUAGCCCCAGGCCUAAGCACAUCAAAUUCAAAGUUGGCCAAGUGAUCCGACAUAAAUUGUGGAAUUAUCGUGGAGUAAUUAUUGGCUGGGAUGAGAAAAUGAAGGUACAGUUUAAAGCUGGCAGCCUUUAAAAUAGGUUUUCCCUUAUCUAGCAAGUAAUUUGGUGAGUUACAACAGAGACAAUUUGGGGACUAAUGCAGUUCUGAGCACUCUAAAGUGAAGGGCCUUCCUCUUGUGAAACACUUGGCAGUAAGUUGAUUCCUGUUUCAUAAUUGUUUUGGUGCUUCAGAAUUAUUGUAUUGUGAAUGAACGUAUUUAUUUUAUAAUAGCGGAGCACCAUGGGUAAGAAAAUUUGGUUAUUUAUGCAUCCAAGAAAUUUUGGUUCUGACAAAAUCGUCUGUACAUGCGUCCACCUUUUCAUGUAAGGCAGACUGAAAUUUUGCAUUUCAAGCACCGAUGCUUUUUGGCGGUAAAUUGCCUGACUUCCCAGACUUUUAGAGAGAAAGAAACAACAACAAAGCCAAGUCCUUUUUUCAAUUAAAUUUUAAUGUCUACUCUAACAUGGAUAGACUGAGCAAAAGAUAAAAACAAACAUGAAAAUUUUAUAGUGUUGGUGACAAAUUGAGAAACGCUAGUAGCCACCAAGGUGAAAAUUAGCAGCAGUGAAAAAAACAAAAACAAACAGAAACACAUGUGACACUUACUUCCUCCAUAAAAUGUGUAACUCAGGAAGUUUCAUCUUGUAUUUUUGUUUUAUUUGUUUUGUUGUUUGUUUGUUUGUUUUUUUUUUGCUCUUCUCAUUGCCCUCGCCAUUAAGCAUGACACAAUUUUAUUUUUUUCUUUGAGUAAACAUUUUGCAAGGGUAUAGUGGCAAAAGGUCUCAGUGAAACAUGUGUAAUACAGUGGAACCCUGUUCUAUGGACACCCACUUUGUAAUACGACUGACUGUGACACCCAAAUAUAAUGGGCAGUUUCAUUUGUCCUGAUAAAAAGCUCGAACAUUUUCUUAAAAAUUAGCCCACUUUAAUGAUAACAGACACUAGUUAACAUGAACAAAGGACACUAAUUUCUGUUUUCCCAAGUCACAAAAAUUGACAGAUUUUUGUGGGUUAAUAUGAUUUCAGUACAUGAAAUAAAAGUAGCAAGAUAGCGUGACAUGUUUGAUUUUGAUAUAAAGCCAGUCUUUCUUUCCAUCUUUUAAUUGACCCUUGCACAUUGUACUGUAACUCUUCAGUAAAGUUCUGAAGGUUGGCUACCUGUUUCUACACGAGUUUCACUUUCUUGGCUUUUUGUUCCUCCCCUAAUCCUCCUCUUUGUCUGCUAUAGUCUUAAUAUCAAUAAAACAUGUGUCUGUGACUCUUUUCUUGGGAGGCUGCUUCUAAAUAAUGUAUAUUAAAACCUAUAAAUUAUGUGUAACACUAAGCACUUAAUGACUGGUCCCUCAGGAAACAGUUAAUUUUGUUUCCCAAGAAUUGAGAUUCAAGGAAAACAAAAUUUACUGUUUCCCAAGGGACCAGUCUUUAAGUGAUUUGUUAUAUUAUAGCUGGAAAUUCAUUAAACCUCGCUGUAACAGCAGUCGUCAGUCAACAUUUGCAGGGAACAGUGCACUGUUAGCCUCUGAUGUCAUAGAUUUUGCAAGGUUACCUGCUGAGAGAUUUUGGCGGGAAACAUUUUCAUUGUUAGAUGUCAUGUGACCUCGAAGUAAACCAAUGAGAGCCCAUGCUGUUGGGGAAAAAUUUCCAGCUAUAUAUAUAACAAAUUUUACUAAUUAGACAAAUGAUUGAUCAUUUUCACAGGCAUCAGAGUUGUGGGCAGAGAAUAACCAUGGUGAUAAAAAGGUAAAGAUGUUUGAUUUUCUUUCUUCGUAUUGUGUACUUGACAUGCAGCUUUCUUUUAUUCUCUGAGCAUUUAUAGAUAGCAGUCUUAUAACUUAACAGCUAUUUUCAUUAUUCACAUAUUUAUUAGCAAUUUGCCUUUUGUCAGAGAGGUGUCAAGCAGAACAUGUGUUCCUGUGUUUCAGGCUACACUCUUAUAGCUCUGUAACUCCCAAUUGACUCCUUUCUGGCUGCUAUACAUUUCCUUGUACAUGUACAUUAAUAAGUAGCUGAUACACUUACCUAUUCUCAUCACCUGUCUGCUGGACAAUGUAUUGAUAUUGCAAGGAGAAGUUACAUGCAGAUCACUUUCCAGAGUUAAAGGGUUGAAAGACUUUAAUUUAGUCUUUGAUCGUUGUUAUUUAUUAGCAAUUUUAUAUCUUGCCGGAUUUUUGAAAAGGUUACUACCAAAUGGCCCUUUUGCAUCCAAACAGUUUUGGCCAAAGAAGCCAUUAUAAAAACUUCUCUUCCUUUCUUCCUCCUUGCUCUUUCUUUUUCCGAACCUUUCCUUUUUCUUCAUUACUGUGAUUUUUUAGCUUAUCGGGCCCUAAAAGCCUACCUUUUGACACCUUUUCACUCAAAUGACAGUAACUUUUUUAAGGUUGGUUUUCAAAAAAUCGGCUAGCUAUAAUUUUAUUCUGUUUAUUUAUUUUUUAUCAUUCGCUCUUAUUUUUUAUGCUUAUUCUUUUGAGCAUAAUUUAUAUUUGAUCUAGUAACUAUCAAUUUCUUUUGUGCAGCAUUGGCGAGACAUGCCUAACUAUGCUAUUCUUGUUGAUAUACGGGAUCGACCCAGCAGUCAGAUUACUUACGUUCCUGAGGAGAACAUUGAACUUCUCACAAAUACCAAGGUAAUAUUUAUUUUUGAAUGUAUUUUAUGGCUUGCUGCAGCUUAGGGUCCUUGAUAAGCUCAUAAUGAAAAUGGCUAAAAGUUCCAACUAGUCAUUACAGAAGAACCAGCUACUCACAGAAAAUAAUUUUUGCAUCGUAUUUGUUUCUCAUCACUUCUGUUAGAUAUAAAGGAGAAUCGUGAUAUAAAUCUGAAAAUCUGAAAUAAAGCCAAUUAAUGUGGGUGAAGAAAGGUGCCCUCUUCCAGGCUAAAUUUGUUUUCCUAGUCCCAAAGUGCACUUUAAAGGGUUCCUAGAGUUAACAUUUUCCCAAUGUAGGAAGCCCCCAGGAAACUAUUAAGCCUCACCCCCUCUCUUUUAAACCCCCCUCACUUCCUCGAUAAUCUUGACUGUAAAACUUCAUGUAGACUGAUUUGGUAUGGUUUAUUCAAGUGCUUGACUACUAAAGCGAAUUUGUAAUGGUAAUAUCUCAGUGUGAAUCUCAGUACAAACUGGAAAGAACCUCACGGCUGACGAAGUGUGAGGUGGUGGGCAAAGACGGAGUAUUGGUCUGCAAAGCAUAAUGUUGCAGGCUUUAUGUGUAGUGCAAUAGUUGGGGCCUUUAAAAGACCUGAGGACAAUGGAGUUGUCUUUGCCGUACAAGGGGUAGUUAUGAGAAAGAGCUAUAAUGUACCUAGCAUGAAACCAAAAUUCCAAAGUGACUCACUCUAAGCCACAGGAAGGUCUAGCCAUUUCUACGGAGCUCUUAAUUUAAUUUGCUUUCUGUAUUAUUUUGGGAAGUUCAGGGCACACAUAUUGUUUCCUCCUUGCAGGUUGUUCACCAGACGUUGGAAGAAUAUUUUGUUGAAUUUGAUGGUGCUCGUUAUCUGCCAAGACCGUGGCUGAAGAAGGUUUAUCCUCAUGGCUGACCAAACAUUCCUACGGAAGUGUACUAGAAAAUUACUCAGAUGCUCUUUUGGUAUUAGUUUAUUGAAUGUCUUUACCCAGUAAGGCCGUAUAUGCGAGAAAUAAGGACUAAUUUUGAGCUGAAGUCAAGUAAUUUUGUCCUGUGAAUAUUUGCUUACGGGCAUUAGAUGAUCGUAAAUGUGGUCACUGUUUUGUAGUAUUGGUUUCGUAUCGGUUUUGCUUACAACUGUUGCAGAUUUUCUAUUUUGUACAUACCUGGGAUAAUUAAAGAGGAAAACAAGGAGGAAUUGAAAAUAAUAAAAACUAUUUAUCACAC